Menidia menidia (Atlantic silverside) is the source of this 1500-nucleotide messenger RNA. The record is from the annotation of a GenBank genome assembly. Lineage: Eukaryota; Metazoa; Chordata; Actinopteri; Atheriniformes; Atherinopsidae.
UCAACUAAGAUCCUGUUUCGAGAAAAACAAUCCGCCAAGAAAGUGAGGACAAUUUUUCCCUCUAGGGGCGGUGUUGCUUUUUUUCCUCUGCUGUGCACCGCUAUUUGCAGCAGUAGAAGAAGUCAAGAUGGCCGCCGCUACCAUGAAGGGACCCGUGGCGGUUGAAGACGUGACUGUGACUUUUGAAGACCAGGAGAAGAUCAACAAAUUCGCCAGGAAUACGAGCCGGAUGACGGAGCUAAACAAUGAAAUCGAAUCAAAGAAAAAAACGCUGCAGAACUUGCAGGAUGCCAGCGAUGACCUAAUGAUGUUGGAUGAUGACUCUCUACUAAUCCCUUAUCAAAUUGGCGGCGUCUUUAUCAGCCACUCCCAAGAAGAAACACAAGAGUUGCUAGAGGCUGCCAAAGAAACUCUGGAGAAGGAGGUCAAAGGCCUCGAGGAGCGAGUGUCGGCGAUACAGCAGGUGUUAGGCGAUCUGAAAAUCCAGCUGUACGCCAAGUUUGGUAACAACAUUAACCUGGAGGCCGAUGAAAGCUAGGCAGAGAAAUGGAUUUUGACAGCUGCCUCAAAGGGGACUCACACACAGCUCCUGAUUCACAUCCACAUCGUGGCAACAAAAUGGAUACUUAGUAGCUUUGGGUCUUUGUUUACACACAAUAUAUGUCUGUAUAUGUUUUUUCUUUUUUAAUUUACAUGGACAGUGAUGGUAUGGAUUUGGUGGUUAAAUAAAUGCCUUUAAGUUAAUGUUUUACACCCCUGCUUUAUUUUAGUCAUGUUUGUUUUUGAUACACUAAAUUAAAAUAAAAAAGGAGCAAAUUGCGAGCAGUGACUGAUUGAAAAUUAAAUGGAAAAACACAGAUUUGUUUCACAUGAAAAAGAUUACCAUAAAACACUAUUAAACAUUUCAGUGAGUUAUCUCUAAAUAAAUAAGAAGCUAAUGCGUUUGAAGUCGCGAGAAGUUCAGAAAGAAACUAAAUUGCAGACAGAGCAAAUACAGACUUCAACAACAUAUGUUAAAAGACUACCCAUGAAACUCACAUUACUUGCUGGAAUUUUCAUGUAUUUACAGAAGCUCAAGUUGUCAUCUCCUCCCACAGCGUGUUUGUGCUUCAUUAUUUGUGCAGCAGCACAUUAUAAAACCCAGAUCUGAACCAGGGCACAAUUAAAAUGCACAAAUAAGAGGUUUCCUGUUUACUAAAAUGUCUUCUCGUGCUUUUGUUUCCAACUCAGAGGUGGAGCACCCGUGUUCAGUUUGGUUUUCCUGACCGUUUCGUGCCAUUCUCUGUCCGUACAAAGGCCGAGCACCUAUCAGCUUUGCGGCAUACCGUCUUAAACCGAGCAAACGGCGUCCCUAAAUGGAUCAGAAUCCACCUGGCUGCCUUUCUCAUAUCAUCAGUAAUCCGGUUAGAAGCCAUGCAUGCCCAAAUCAUCACAGUGGCCCCACACAUCUUUUAGCUGAUGUGUGCUUUCGAACAUGGACAUAUCUAUAUACAUAGAGUG